GACAUGCCACUAAGAUUUUCACCGCCUAGACCCCCCGUCCUCCCUGAUUAAGCCUGAUUAAGGCCUCUGGAUGGCUAUAAGGAGGAAUACGGACUAGGCUACGUCGAUGGCGUUAAGUAGGGGCAUAAAUAAUAUUUAAAUGUAUCUAGGUAUGUAAUAGAAUUUACAUAUGCCAGACGUAUCAAGAAUGGUGGGUUGUAGUAAUAAUUACGUUUUUCAGACAUCUACUCCGUGGGACGCCAGUGAGAUCUGUGUACCUCGAUUAGUACUGCGAAUGCACCUAGGAGCAGCUGAUGCUCUAGAGGAUCAGUGAAGAUCAAACCCACAGUAAUCUGCCUCCACUGACGUUAUCAUGGUCGGAAAGACGAAUAUGACGGCCGACGAUACCCACGUCUCAAGGAGCGGAAAUUGAUGAGGCAGUCACGAUACUUCCGUGUUCCGCGAUCCGAGUUCCGAUGAUAACAUUUGGUCCCUAGCCAAGUUUCCUUAAAUACGUGAUCUUUUCGUAAACAUUUCUAUGAAGCAAUUGAGUUUUCGUUGUUCUAGCUAUUAGUAUUGCUGUUUAGCGUGUUUCUUGUUUUGCAAUGCCUAGUCGUACUCAGCCUCCACUAGAAAGUAACGAGGAUACGAGUCAAUAUAACUUACUCCGGGACUAUUCCGUAUCGAAGAAUGGGUUCCUUCCUGAGCAAGAACCUUUGAGGCGCCUACCGAGUUCUUAUUAUAAUCCGUGGGAGACCGUGUUAGACGAUUUACCAUCUUUAAUAAGGGGAAAGACCAUCCGAAAGGCCAUAGACGGAAUACAACUGCUUUCGACGGGUAAACUCCACACAGAAGAAGAAUGGCGCCGAGCCUACGUGGUCCUAUCCUUCCUAGCCCAUGCAUAUAUCUGGGGAGGUGACAAUGCAUCAGAGGUACUCCCUCCAGCGAUAUCAAUCCCCUUUCUCCAAGUCUCUGAGCAUCUUAAAAUUCCGCCGGUUGCUACAUACGCUGCACUCAACCUCUGGAACUUCUCUUGCAGCGGGAGCGACUUCGAAGACCUCGAUAAACUAAAAGCCCUGCACACGUUUAGCGGCACGGAUGAUGAGUCCUGGUUUUUCAUGGUGUCGGUAGCGAUGGAGGCUCAGGGAGCCUACAUAAUCCCGGUUAUGUUCCAGGCACUUGAAGCUGUCCAACAUCGGAACUAUCCGAUGAUAGUAAGGGCUCUAGACGAGUUUGUCGUGUGCAUUGGAAAACUUGCUAAACUUCUCGACCGAAUGGAUGAGAAAUGCGAUCCAAUGAUAUUUUACUACCACAUCCGCCCAUUUCUUGCUGGAAGCAAAAAUAUGGGUGCGGCAGGCCUUCCGACCGGGGUCCUCUAUCAAGACGGAGAUGGGGCGCUCAGCUGGAAGCAGUUGAGGGGUGGCAGCAAUGGCCAAAGUUCUUUGAUCCAAUUUUUCGAUAUCGUUCUCGGAGUAGAACAUACCUCAUCUGGCGGAAAUGCGACGUCUCCAAAAAAGGCAACUGGUUUCCACGAAGAGAUUCGAUCAUAUAUGCCAAUUGCGCAUAAGGAGUUCCUCGAAUAUCUGUCACGUAUGGGUAGCCUUAAGGAUUUUGUAAAUGAGCCUGGUGAAUCAGAGGGACAAAGACAGCUUCGGCAAUCUUUCCGAAACGCCACCAAUGCCCUCGGAGACUUCCGAAACAGACACAUGCAGAUUGUGACAAGAUACAUUAUUAUACCAUCGAGAAAUCGGAGUCAAAUCCCGAUGGUCAAUCUCGCUAGUGCAUCGUCGCAACCUAACCAAGGACAGCAAAAAGAACUGACUGGGACGGGAGGGACGGCUCUCAUACCAUUUCUAAAGCAGACGCGCGACGAGACAUAUUUAGCGGGAAUACAGACACAACAGAGUGUAGUGCAAUAAUAUAAUAAUAAUUCACAUUAAUUGCCCCUUUAAGAAUCAAUUCAAAUGGUGUUGUCAAUUGGUACUUCGGAACGUAGCGAUAUAAUCGGAGCUGAACACCUAUGUAGGUAUUGUAAGAUGCAUCGAAGCUUAUAUCAGACGAAUCUUCGGAAAAAAUCCGAUGGAAGGUAGAAACCAGAUCGGAUGCAUCCGAUGUAGAAGUUGAGAAGGUGCAUCGUGUGCAAGUGAGACGGAAGUUCGGAUGUUAACCGAUGGAAGGAACUAGCUAGCAUUUUGGUAGCGCACGCCCACGCUUAGAUCCGU
Messenger RNA from Hypoxylon trugodes, 2201 nucleotides. Its product is annotated as indoleamine 2,3-dioxygenase. Gene Ontology annotation, biological process: 'de novo' NAD+ biosynthetic process from L-tryptophan. The record is from RefSeq and is a predicted model, not a curated record. The transcript is spliced from 2 exons. NCBI's taxonomy places the organism in Eukaryota, Fungi, Ascomycota, Sordariomycetes, Xylariales, Hypoxylaceae. Bases 585 to 1898 code for a protein of 437 amino acids. Gene Ontology annotation, molecular function: indoleamine 2,3-dioxygenase activity; heme binding; metal ion binding. Gene Ontology annotation, cellular component: cytoplasm.